Messenger RNA from Apiotrichum porosum, 2028 nucleotides. RefSeq lists its product as uncharacterized. The record is from RefSeq and is a predicted model, not a curated record. Gene Ontology annotation, biological process: DNA-templated transcription initiation. Gene Ontology annotation, cellular component: transcription factor TFIID complex. Bases 1 to 2028 code for a protein of 675 amino acids. NCBI's taxonomy places the organism in Eukaryota, Fungi, Basidiomycota, Tremellomycetes, Trichosporonales, Trichosporonaceae. The transcript is spliced from 4 exons.
AUGAGCGCCCAGUGGCCAACUGUUGGCACCGACGCUCCCCCUCGCCCAGCACUGCCUCCCGGCACGGUUGCACAGGCAAACGGCGCGCCGGCACCGACAGCACCCACCACCCUUACCCCAGCCGCGGCCGCCCAGCUCCAAGCGCGCAUCCUCGCCGCCCAGGCGGCCAGCAACGGCGUCGACCAGAAACCGAUCAUCAUGUCCAACGGUGUCGUCGCCCCAAGCGCGCUGGCCGCGCCCCAGGGUAGCAUCAACCCGCUCAGCCUGGCCCCAAGGCCACAACCACCAGUCGCGGUUCCCUUGCCCUCGCCGACUGUCAACCAGAAUGGUAAACGAGAGCUGUCGCCGGAUCGCGCGGUGGGGAUGCCACCGCAGAAGACGAUCAAGUCGACGCAUGGCGAGGACGUGAAGCCGGUUGUGACUCCUCCGACACCAGCAGCGGUCGUCACCCCGACAGUCAUUACGCCCACCGUCGCGAUGACUGCUCCCCAAGCAGCUAUGCCUGUUGCUGCGCCUGUUGCUGCUCCUGUUGCUGCCCCUGUUGCUGCUCCAGUCGCUGCUCCAGUGGCUGUUCCCGUUGCUGCCCCAAUGGCCAUCCCCGUCGCUGCCCCCGUGGCCAUCCCCGUCGCUGCCCCAGUGACUAUUCCCGUUGCUCCAGCACCAGCACCUGCACCCUCACCUCUCCCGGCGCCUGUCCCAGUCGCGGCGCCACCAGCUGCGCAAGCUCCAACCCCCGCCGCUGUGACCCCAGCUGCUGCGUCCCCCGCGCCGCCAGCUACACCAGCGACUGCAACUCCUACGCCGGCUCCAAGCUCGGCUGCUCCCGCCGGAAGUGCAGCUGCGCGGUUACCAAUGGGUCGCGGACAGGGCAUUGACCUGAGGGCCGAAGAGGAGGCCGCACGGCGCGCGUUUGCGCGCAGUGCCGUUGGCAACGUUCGCUUUGCUGGCAAUGCCAGCCGUGCGCGACAAACGGACCUGUUUGGAGAGCCCGUUCUCCGUGCGCGUCUGAAUCAGAUCGCUCAACAGCACGGAAUGACGGUUGACGACGAGGCCAUGCGAUACCUCGCGCUCGCUGCUGAGAUUCGCGUGCGCGCGCUUCUCUCCUCUGCUGCCAGAGCGCAGCACCACCGCGUCUCGUCGACGCACGCGCACAAGCCGCCAAUGUCCAAGGCGUCGGGAUCCAAGCCGGCCAAGCCCCUGUGGAGCCAGAAGAUCACGUCGGACCCGCACGCGGUGAUGGCCGCGCUGGCGAACGCGAACCGCGACGAGAACAAGGCGCACCGCGUUGCGCGGACGGAGCGAAACGCGCGCGAGACCGAGAUGGCGCGUGCCGAGGCCGUCCAGAGGGAGAGGGAACGCGAGCGAGAUGGAGGCAGCCCACCGCCAGCAGCAGAGGCACCAGCGGCGGCGGCGGCGAGCGGCGAGCCAGCGAGCGAGUCGGACGGCCCGACAACUUCGCCCGCACCAGCCAAGCCCAAGGAGCCGACAUUCCAGUCCGCGCCGACGUUUGGUGCCGCGCCAGUCGCCAAGAAGUCUGGCAAGGGCAAAAAGGCCGCGAGCAACGUGUCGGCCGACAUGCAGGCCAAGAUGACAAACGCGACGGCCAUGAUGGCGGCAGGUGGACGAAAGCGAUACGCAUGGGAGACGGGCGCGAUGAGCGGCGCGUUCCGGCCUCAAGUCUCGAGCCUGCUGUCUGGCAAGCGGAAGAAGGGUGGGGAGGAGGACGAGCAGAAGGAGGAAAGUGGUGCUGGCGAUGGUGCCGGCGAUGGUUCUGCCGCGGCGGCGGCCCCAGCCGAGGAGGCCCCGCGUCCGCCCAAGCGUCCCAAACGCUCCGUCACGGGCCCCCAUCGCCGCCAGGUGGACAUUGAAACGGCCGGCGACAAGAAGGGCCGCGACGAUACAGCUCUCACGGCCGUGGACGUGCUGUUUGCGCUCGAGCACGAGGGAAGCGGUAGGGGUAUGGGCACCGCCGACGAGAUUAUCCAGCGCGUGAAUUCGCGCCCCGGUGGGCCGUAUGGCAAGUGGUAG